Cetraspora pellucida is the source of this 424-nucleotide messenger RNA. The record is from the annotation of a GenBank genome assembly. NCBI's taxonomy places the organism in Eukaryota, Fungi, Glomeromycota, Glomeromycetes, Diversisporales, Gigasporaceae.
AUGUCAGCUGCUGGUUCCUGUCUAUGUCAAAUUUUAGCAACCAUUCAUCAGAAUGAUCCCUCCUCAAUAGCUAUAUUCAGAACAAUAUAUAACACCUUAUAUUCCAUUCGCCAAGAAAGACUUAACGGUCGUACGCCAGUACAAGCCCUUAUUGAUGAACUGCAAGGAUCCGACUUUGAAUUUGAAUAUCAAUGUGAUCACCAAAAUCAUAUAACAAAUCUUUUUUUUGCACACAGGAUAUCUAUUUCUCUAACUCGUACUUACCCUACUGUGCUACUUAUUGAUUGCACUGAUGAAACAGAGGUUAAUUACGAGUGGGCUUUGACUUGUGUGUCAAAAAUAUUCAGCGAAUUGUCUCACCCUAGUGUCAUAGUUACCGACCGAGAACUGGCAUUAAUGAAGGCUAUUGAGAAAAUCUUUCCUA